CUCCGAAGGUCUUCAAAUCUCUCUCUCUCUCUCUCUCUCUCUCUCUCUCUCUCGCUCGCUCGCUCGCUCGCUCGCUCUCUAUCCGUCUCGUAUCAUUCUCGUCGUCGACAUCAGAAUUCCUAAGCCGAAUCAGGUAUAGUGUAAAGAAGAGAAGCAAGAAUGGUGGGAAGUGGUGCUCCACAGAGAGGAAGUGCAGCUGCAACUGCAAGCAUGCGUAGGAGGAAGCCAGGUGGCGGUGCUAGUGGAGGAGGAGCCUCUGGUGGUGCAGCAGGAUCAAUGCUUCAGUUCUACACCGAUGAUGCACCCGGUCUCAAGAUCUCCCCUAAUGUCGUCCUUAUCAUGAGCAUCGGUUUCAUUGCUUUCGUCGCUGUCCUUCAUGUCAUGGGCAAGCUCUACUUUGUCAAGUGAGUGAGAAAGAGAUUAUUGUUUGAAGCAACAAAAACGACCCCUAAGUGAACCCUAGUGAUCAAAAUAUUAGACAGUGGUUUCAGUUAAUGUUUUAAUUUUGUUGUUUAUUACCUGAGUAUAAACGAUCUCAACCAUUCCAGUUUCUUGACAUUCAAAGUUUCAAUAUUCUUCACACAAGUUAUAGCCA
This is a messenger RNA of Camelina sativa (false flax), 595 nucleotides long. Its product is annotated as protein transport protein Sec61 subunit beta. Gene Ontology annotation, biological process: intracellular protein transport. NCBI's taxonomy places the organism in Eukaryota, Viridiplantae, Streptophyta, Magnoliopsida, Brassicales, Brassicaceae. Gene Ontology annotation, cellular component: Sec61 translocon complex. The record is from RefSeq and is a predicted model, not a curated record.